Messenger RNA from Biomphalaria glabrata, 2980 nucleotides. Its product is annotated as ankyrin repeat domain-containing protein 50-like. The transcript is spliced from 5 exons. The record is from RefSeq and is a predicted model, not a curated record. Gene Ontology annotation, molecular function: protein binding. Bases 634 to 2766 code for a protein of 710 amino acids. Lineage: Eukaryota; Metazoa; Mollusca; Gastropoda; Planorbidae.
AAAUAUAUGAAGCUUAAAAUUAGAAUGCAGGAAAUCGCUUGGAGCCAGGGCUUUUCACCAGACCCCACUGUGAAGCUUAAAGCAAUCCCCCGGACAUUGCCAGAUGGAGGGAGAACCUGCUGCCUCUCCAGUAUUAUUUCCAGAAGACAUUUAAAAUUGUCUACAAACCAAUAUAUUUCUGAAAAAAAAAAAGACUUAAACCGACUAGCUUUAAUGAACCAAUAUCUCACACACAUACAAAUCAGCUCGCCCCACAAAUUCCUAAUUUAAUUUCAUUUGACCUGCAGUCUUGUUACUCAGAGAAAUAGUGAAUUGUGGACAGAACAAGAAAGGGUUUCCGAAGCUCAGAAAUGUUGAAAAAAUGCUUUGCAUUUAGGGCUCUGCCCCUAAACCCACCGGGAGAUCUUUCAACACUCCCCAAGACCAAUAGCUGAUUAAGGGGGUGGCAAACAUAAACUUUUUGAUCUUUAUGGACAUCAUUAAUAAAAGUUUGAAUAGCAUAGGUAUCAUGUAAAACCACUUGUUUGUCUUGAAAGUCUUAAGAAAGAAAACAAGAUUUGCAUGAUUUUAAAAUGCAACCUUAUGGUGUGCCCUAGGUAGCUAACACAUAAUAGGAAGACAUUCUGUGAACUAAUGGCAAGUCCUGAUACAUGGGGUGAAAGCAGCCUGUGUUCUCCAGCUGCUGGCAUAUUUAUUCAUGCAACUGGACACAGUGGUACAGUAGGAAACUUCUACAAAUUGGCCAAGGUGAUAUUGACCUCUGAUGACCACAUUUUGGCUCAACUGCUGGAUCUAGGCUUUGACCCAGAUUCUCGAGAUGAAGAUGGAAAUACUCCCUUAAUGAUUGCAGUUAGAGAAGGUAACAAGAAUGCUAUUAAUAUACUCAUUGAUCACUGUGCUAAUGUAAAUGCCUGCAAUAACUCAAAUGAAUCUCCUCUGAAAAUGGCUGCCUGGGCUGGGUCUCCAUGGACAGUGGCAUUACUCUUGAAAAACAAUGGAGAUCCAAACAUCACAGACAUUAGAAAGGAGACAGCUUUAAUCCAGGCAGUGAAGCAAAAAAAUACUGAUAUUGUUAGGAUUUUAUUAAAUGCAGGUGCUGACAUAAAUGUCACUGACCAGUAUGGGUUGACUGCUGUAUCCUAUGCUGUCAGUUCUGGAGUUCUGGAAUUGGUGGAGAUCUUGCUUCAGGCUGGAGGCAAUCCUAAUGCACUUGACAGGUAUAGAUGCAAUUCUCUGAUCAGAGCUGCAGAUGCAGGAAAAGAUGAAAUUGUUGCUGCUUUGCUAAACUCCAAAGCUGAAGUCCAUGUCCCCAAUAAAUCUGGGGAUACAGCCUUGAUCUUUGCAAGUCAGUUUUGCAGUGUGCCUACUGUUAGGCUCUUAUUAAAAGCAGGGUCUAAAAUCAAUCACAGAAAUGACAGGGGUGUGACAGCUCUGCAUGUGGCAGCUGACCGCGGACGUGCUGAUGUUAUCAAGUUACUGGUGGAAAUGGGGGCUGACGUGAAUGCUCAGAAGCUGGAUGGAAGUACAGCCCUCAUGUGUGGUGCUAGGAUCAGCUGCGAUGUUGUAAAAGCACUGAUAGAGGCAAAAGCAGGCUUAGAUGUCACUAACUGUUCAGGACACACAGCCCUUUUGAUUGCUGCCACUUGGGGAUCUUUUGAAACAGUUGUAGCACUGGUGGAAGCUGGGGCGGAUGUAAAUGUGCUAACAAAAGACGGAGAAACAGCAAUCAUGAGUGCUGCCAGGUUUAAUCGAAACAGAGCUGUAGAAUAUCUGCUGAAAUCAGGUGCCUGGACAGAUGUCAUUCAUAAAGGUGGUUCACUCAACACAGUAUUGACAUAUGCUUGCCAGUUUUGUCUUUCUGAAACAGUAAUGCUUUUGCUUGAGUCUAGGAGCCAGAAAGAACUUCUUCUACACCAUGCUAAUGCCCAAGGUCACACUGCACUCACUUAUGCUUGCAUGGCAGACAGGCCCACCCUUGUAUCCUUCCUUGUUGCUGCAGGCCUGGAUGCUAAUGUUAGAACAAUUUCUAAAGAUACUCCAUUAAUUUUAGCCUCACACUAUGCAGGACCAGAGUCCAUAAAAUGCUUGAUCAAAGGAGGGGCAGAUGUGAAUACUGCCAACAAGAAUGGAGUCACACCCCUUUUAAAUGCUGUAAAGAGAAACAAACUUGAAGUUGUGAAAGCUCUGCUGUGGAAUGGAGCUGAAAUAGCUACCGAGUUGCACCUGGCAACUCUACAGGGAUAUCAAAACAUUGUUCAGCUGAUGGUGCAAAGUGGUGCCUCUCCAACUAUCAUCAAUACUCAAAUGUUAUUUGAUGAGGUGAACUCUCACACCUCUUAUGGAAUCACCUGGUCAAACCCCAAUGUACAGGCUCUAUCACAGCUUGGCAUGGACCAUUCUCCCUUGAGCAUGGCAUUACUAGCUGGUCAUUGGGACUUAGCUAGAUUCUUCCUUCGAAAUUGGUUUUUAACAUUUUCUGACUGCACACAUCUACCCUACCUGAAAGCCUUCAGACAUUAUUUGACUGUGAGAAAUAUGUCAGAAUGCUUACAAAUCUUAGAAGCAAUGUCUUCACAACCAUGGAGGCUCUUGAUCUUAAGCUUUGCUGUGGCUUCUAAAGCAUUGGGUCAUGGUUCAGAUCGAGCAUUAAAAAUUCAAAAGUUGAAACUGCCUCCAAUGUUUGAAAGAAGAUUUCAAUUUCGUGAUAUAACAGCCUUUCACUUUCCAGUUGAAUGGACUAAUUUUUCAAUGGAUGAAAUUUCUUAAUUUAGUGUCUUUUUUGCUUUUUUAUAUUUCACUUUAAAUGAGACUUGAUUAAUCCAUAAAUUGACUUGUUGGUUUGUCAGGAUUUCUCUUUUAAGUGGAAAUGUAUUUGUUGGACUAAAAAUGCUAUGUUGUUUCUAUUUAUUAUUUAAAUUUUGAUUUCAAUGUGAUACAAAAAUAUUUCAGCAUUUAAAUAAAUAUUUUCAUUUAAAUUUGU